Ilyonectria robusta is the source of this 1425-nucleotide messenger RNA. Its product is annotated as WD40-repeat-containing domain protein. Lineage: Eukaryota; Fungi; Ascomycota; Sordariomycetes; Hypocreales; Nectriaceae. Bases 1 to 1425 code for a protein of 474 amino acids. Gene Ontology annotation, cellular component: preribosome, large subunit precursor. Gene Ontology annotation, biological process: ribosome biogenesis. The transcript has 2 exons. The record is from RefSeq and is a predicted model, not a curated record. Gene Ontology annotation, molecular function: protein binding.
AUGGGCGACAUCGCGCAGGUGAAGGUCGUCUUCACGACCUCGGAGCAGGACCUGGUGCUCCCAGAGUCGAGACAACAACUCCUUGUCCCCGCUGGUAUGUUGGCAAUCAUAUCCCGAUAUGGCCUCUCCCGUAUCGUCAACUCCGAGUCUAUGCUCAACACCUCCUCCCCCGUCCCCCUCGACUUCCUCGCCAACGGCACCUUUCUGCGCACCUCUAUCGAAGAAUACCUCACGACCAACGGCCUCUCUUCGGAAUCUACCCUGGUCCUUCAGUACGUCCGCAGUCUGCUGCCCCCGGUCUACGAGGCAAGCUUCGAACAUGACGACUGGGUUGGCGGUGUGGAUGUCCUGUCGGCGACUUCUGCUGCCGGUAUCCUGGCCGGCGAUGCCAAUGUGCGAGAGAGAGUGGCUAGUGCGUCCUAUGAUGGCCUCGUGAGAGUCUGGAAUCCUUCUGGCGAUGCAAUUGCGAUAUCCAAGACUGGUGGCCACACCCAAAGAGUCAACGCUGUCAAGUGGGUGUCACAGAAGCAGCUCGUCUCGGCCGGAUUGGACCGAAAGGUCAUCGUCUGGGACUACAGCGAAUCUGAUGAUGGUUUCUCCGGCGCUCUCAAGUCCAACAUGGAGCUCUGGGGGCAUGAGAAGGAUAUUCUCAGCCUCGACGUCAACGGCGCUACCAAGCGAAUCCUCACAGCCUCUUCCGAUGGCCGCAUUGGUCUGUGGUCGUCUUCAAAACGCACCGCGCCCCAAGCCGACCCCGAGAGCUUGCCUUCAGCACACAGCACCAAGCGUGCUAAGAUCUCGAGCGCGGCCAACACCGCUCAGCGAGGCCCCCUUGCCAUGAUCUCCGUUCACGACGACCCUGUCACUGCUGCUAUUUUCCACCCCAACGACGCGACUGUGGCCUACUCAGCCUCAAAGGAUCACACCGUCAGGACUCUCGAUUUGACCACACAGCGCGAGGUUAGCCGGUUAACGACCAUGCACCCUAUCCUCUGCGCAACCGCCCUCCCAGGCUCCUCGCUGAUCGCCGCGGGUUCAUCCGCUCGACACAUCACGCUGCUGGACCCCCGUGAGUCCGCUUCUGCCACUUCAGCCAUGACGCUGCGCGGCCACGUCAACAUGGUCGUGUCGCUGGCGCCCUCGCCCGAGAACGAGCACUCGCUUGUAUCCGGCUCCCACGACAGCACAUGCCGAGUGUGGGACUUGCGCAGCGUGCGCAGGGGAACCUCUGAGGAAGGCAGCGGUAGCGUCAGCGAGCCCGUGUAUACCAUUGGCAGAGAGUGGCUCAAGGGCAAGAAGCUGCCGCCGUCAGGCGACGGUGCCAAGGUGUUGAGCGUGGUUUGGGACAAGACUUGGGGCAUCGUGAGCGGCGGCGAGGACAAAAAGGUUCAGAUCAACCGAGGAAGGGGUCUGCUAUCCGAAUAG